AUGAGCGACGAAUACGGUGGGGGUGGAAAAAGGCAGCAGCACUCGUACGGGUUCUUCCGCUUCCGGGGGACAGGAGUGUGGAUCCUUAACCAGCCUUCUUCCCAUGUUUUUGCUGUCGACGGCAGAACGCCCUUCGGCCUCUACGAAAUCAUGGUUACACUCUAUGUGCUUGACAUUGGCACAAAUGCGCGCACAAGGAUGAACGCUUUGAAGGCAAGUUCCAACACCGGGAACAUAAGAGCCGAUGUCGAGAUACAGAUUUUCGCUUCCAAUAAGACCUCCGUCCUAUUGUCAUUUAUUGGAGUAUUGGAUGUAUACGAUUCUUCCGCCUUUGACAUGGCCCGCUCCUCGCACGGAUGGCAUACCGCCGUGCUGCAUGCCUGGCGCUCAUCGCAAGCGUCAGUUUGCCCUGCGCGCCACUGGAUCGCCCGUAAUUCCCGCGGAAUGGGAUGGAUGGUCCCGCGGAUGAUCCACAGGCCCCAAGUAAUAGUAACAAAAGGGAGAACAAUGCAGUGGCACCGCCGUCAAUCCAGUCAUCUUGAUCGCACGUACGGGCCAAUCAGCCUCAUGAAGACGGUGAUCAAGUGGAGCCGCUUGAAGCUUGAGAGACUGGAACCAUCGGCUCAGCCGCUCAGGAAAAAGUUUAAAUCAAAUGGAGAAUUGAUGGUCCAUUGA
Molecule: messenger RNA, 675 nt
Organism: Guyanagaster necrorhizus
Lineage: Eukaryota; Fungi; Basidiomycota; Agaricomycetes; Agaricales; Physalacriaceae
Exons: 7
Coding region: 1-675 (224 amino acids)
Source: RefSeq, a predicted model, not a curated record